ACCGUUGUGGCUUGAGGAAAACCACAGAGAAAGGGACCACGCAUCGCAUAAACGAAAGUAAACUCAAAGCUGGUUAAAAUUUUGCGGUUCUUCCUAUGUGGGCAGCUUGCGAUGACACCUAGACCGCCAGCCGUCCUUGUCUCCACUCAUCCCGUACCCAGUCCCUCAGAGAGAGUCUAGUGGCGAUUGACAAAAAAUGUCGUAAGAACGACGGCUGAACAUAACGUGCGGAAAUUACGAAUUUUCUUGACCAAAUUAAUUCGCAAGUAGGUCAUGUGUGGUGGUAGAUUGACAACUUGACGAUUAAGCGAUUUUUUUGCUCCAAAAUGAGCUUUUUCCUAUUGAAAAUGAGCGAUGGAAGUUCGACUAAUUGCCCCAGCAACUGCAACGACCAUGGCUUGUGUGUUAGGGGAUCUUGCAUCUGUGAGCUCAAAUAUAGCGGUGGAGCAUGUGAUGAUGCAAACAUAGGAUACUUCAUUGGUUUUAGUGUGGUUUUCUUCUUUGUUUCUGCAGUGUCUGCAACUCAACUGUUCCUUUGUGUUAGAUCAGAAUUUAAAAAGCUGAAGAGACCAAGUGUAGCCAAAGCCUGCCGGCUGACAGUGCAAAAGACAUUGUACAUUUGUAUGAUUAUAGCUUGUGGAUCAAGGGGAGUGUAUUACUCAGUUCAGAGGUACCUUCCUGCCUGGUUAGGAAUCAAUCUAUUUAAUGCGUACUAUCCACCUAUUAUUUCUGGAUUCUCUCUAAUUAUUUGCUUUUGGGCAGAGACAUUUCAUGUGGUUGGUCUGCGGCUUGACAAGCCACGUUUCCUCAGCAAAUCUUCACUAGCUUUUAUUGUAUUCAAUGUAUUUUUGUUCCUGGUCUUUUUGGCACAGUUCAUAACAAUAGAGAUCACAGAUGAACAAAGAAAGGUCUAUUUAUCCAAUAUUUUUACUGGCAUUUUUGUUGUCCUGAUGUUCUUGAUGCUUACAUUAUUUCUCAUAUAUGGUGUUGAAUUGUAUUACAAGGUGCGGGGUGCUUUUAUAACUACAGAGCCAUCAAAUGUUGACAUCACCCAAGCUACAAUGUCAAGAUUUGGUCUAUUUUCACAAGCAUCCCUACAGCUGCUCACAUCUCUUUUCCUCCUUGGUGAUAUUAUGGGGGCAAAAUGGAAACACAAACUGCCUAUGGAGGGAAGGAAUGCUUUAGAGGUUGUCUUUAGAGUAUUUGAGCUGGGCGUAGCACUCUGGUUUUCUUGCUGUCUUUGGAAUUGGAAAAGUCCCAGUCAGCUCUGGAUAUUAAACCCUAAGCGACUGCUUGUACAUGAGACGGAUGAGGAAACCUCUCAUUUAUUGGGUCAAUCCCAUCAUUGUCAUUCAUACGAAGCCAUUGAAACAGAUGCAGAUAUUGACGCACCUCACCGUGACUGCUGGAUUUGUUAUGACAGUGAUCGCACUGAUGCUGGCCCAAUGAUAUUACCAUGUAACUGCAAAGGAGAUGUCGCUGCCGUACACCACGACUGCCUGAAGAGAUGGCUUCUUGAGUCUUGCCCUGAGAGCCGUUUGGAUGGGCCCAAAUGCAAAGUGUGCAGAGAAGAGUACAAAUUGGAAACAGGAAGAAAGUGGUUACCGAGUGGUCUUACUGUCAGGCAUUGGAUUCAGACAACGCUGAUUCUGUCCAUGAUGAUUGGAACUCCAAUUAGUGUUUACUUUCUUUGUUUAACCAAAAUGUCUGAGACUUGUAAGGUUGUGGUCAUAGGACUGGGCGUGGUACUCGAGUACGUCUGUCUCAGGCUUUUGGGUUUCAACAUGUUGCUUGUUUAUCGCCGAGCCCGUCUCGCCACUAUGAGUAUCAUUGGUGACCCUGUGACGGGUUCUCAGCUGCCUGGGGAGAUCCACACAACUCCAGAGGCUGUAGACAUUACUACAGCUUAAUUUCAAAUAAUUUUGAAACAGAGCGCUUAUUGAUUAACUGUUUUAAAGUCAAACAAACGUGAUCGCAACCUGCAAUCAGAAAGUAGAGGUAAAUGUUGCAAGAAGCGAGUAGGAAGUCGAAAAAAGCACAUUUGGGAGAGAAGUCUUGAAACCAAACACGGUUCGUAGUAAAGCAGAUAUACGAAUUUAAACCUGGAGUUUUCACGACACGGGUGAAAUGCCCCUCACGAAAAGCUUUGAUGAGUGUUAGUGUGACCUCAAAAUAGAUGAGUCUCCUAGAUGAUCAUAAACUCUCAAAAGAAGCAAUUCGAUUAUUUUAUUGAAAAUGAAAUCAACUCAUCAUCUUGGAGGAGGAAAAAGUGUACAAGUUGUGUUGCAAAACUUUGACCACAGAUAACGCAAAUUUGGAGUAUGAAGAUUGUAUGAGAACCCAUUUCAAGGUAAAGGUGAGAUUUCCCUGAGUCCAAAUAUUUGCCGGAUCUCUGCCAGAUUCGCUAAAUCAGGAAAAUAACGCUAUUGUCAGAAAUCGUUCUCGCAUAGGAUACGUCUCUAAGAUUUGUGGAAUACGAAGAGUCUCGAAUUCUCACACACAGAGGAUAAUUUAACGACUUGGUCGUUGCUGUCGGUAUUUGUUGACCAAACUAUGGCUUUUUUCAUUCUGGAAGUAAAAUUGAUUUCAUCUUGUAAAUAUGCUGUGAAGUCGUAGACGCGGAAGAGUCAAUUUGUAAAGUAACGUUCAAAGUAACAUUCUGCAACUUUUAUGCGCACACUGGAGAUUGACCUCAUCUUUACAAUUAAUCAUCGAUUGACGUCACUCCCUUUUAGUAUCUAUUAAGUGUGUACUUCAUAGUAGGAGUCGUCCUAAGGUUUAAAACCCAUUUGUAUCGGUACUGAAUCGAGAACUUAUUCUUCGAAGCUGAAGUAUUGAGUAUUGAAUUGACCGACAUUUUGGUAAAAAAUUACCUUAUUAGAUGGGUGAAAAGUUGACUGCGUUGCAGCGGCCUUCUUGUGGAUUCUCUUGCGUUUUAAAAGUGUUUGAUAUGCAAGCAAACCGUCGAAAUAUGAUGUUAUCAAAAUUGAACUAAUCAAUUUUAAAUCGUUUUCAGUAGUUUGUAAAUCAUUGAAGUUCCAAUAAAAUAAAUUUCACUCUG
This is a messenger RNA of Pocillopora verrucosa, 3061 nucleotides long. RefSeq lists its product as uncharacterized. Lineage: Eukaryota; Metazoa; Cnidaria; Anthozoa; Scleractinia; Pocilloporidae. Gene Ontology annotation, molecular function: zinc ion binding. The record is from RefSeq and is a predicted model, not a curated record.